This is a messenger RNA of Trichoderma virens Gv29-8, 957 nucleotides long. RefSeq names its product carbohydrate-binding module family 1 protein. Gene Ontology annotation, biological process: carbohydrate metabolic process. NCBI's taxonomy places the organism in Eukaryota, Fungi, Ascomycota, Sordariomycetes, Hypocreales, Hypocreaceae. The transcript is spliced from 3 exons. The record is from RefSeq and is a predicted model, not a curated record. Gene Ontology annotation, molecular function: cellulose binding. Gene Ontology annotation, cellular component: extracellular region. The coding region runs from base 1 to 957 and encodes 318 amino acids.
AUGGUCCGCCGGACUGCUCUACUGGCCCUUGUGGCCCUCUCAUCCAUCUCUAUGGCGCAAAUCUCAGACAAUUUUGAGGGAGGCUGGGACCAGACCACGUGGCCCACCUACGCACCAAGUUGCAACCAGGGAGGGACCGUCAGUCUCGACACAACAGUUGCCCAUAGUGGCAGCAACUCUAUGAAGGUCGUUGGUGGCCCUAAUGGCUUUUGCGGACACAUCUUCUUUGGCACCACCAAGGUGCCAUCCGGCGAUGUGUAUGUUAGAGUUUGGCUUCAGCUUAAAACUGCUCUCAACAACGACCAUGUCACAUUCAUUAUUAUGCCAGACAACGCACAAGGUGGUGAUGACCUCCGCAUUGGUGGCCAAAGCCAAGUCCUCGACUACAACCGCGAAUCCGACGAUGCUACACUUCCGGACCUAUCUCCACAAGGCAUUGCCUCCUCGGUCAAUCUGCCCACCGGCUCGUUUCAGUGCUUCGAAUACUACCUGGGCACUGACGGAACGAUGCAGACCUGGCUGAAUGGCAAUCUCAUCUCGGGCAUGACCGCGGGGCCGAAUGCCGACAAUGCGAACGACGCCGGCUGGACUAGAAAAUCUUAUGUUCCUGACAUCACUGGUGUCUACUUUGGCUGGGAGGCCUACAGCGGAGAUAUCAACACUGUUUGGUUCGACGACAUCGCGAUUGAGACGAGCCGCAUAGGAUGUGGCGGCCCCGCAGCAUCUGGGAGUACUACUGUGCAUAGCACCGCCUCGGGGCCAACGACUUCCAAACCAACCACCACUACAAAACCAACCACCACCAUUCCGCCAUCAACUUCAAAGACGACAAGCUCUACAAGUGCUACUCAGACUAAAUACGGCCAGUGCGGAGGCCAAGGUUGGACUGGACCGACUGCAUGUCCUCCUGGUUCAACAUGCACAUACCUGAAUGCAUAUUACUCUCAAUGCUUGUAG